This is a messenger RNA of Cladocopium goreaui, 657 nucleotides long. NCBI's taxonomy places the organism in Eukaryota, Dinophyceae, Suessiales, Symbiodiniaceae. The record is from the annotation of a GenBank genome assembly.
GCCAUCGUUGCAGAACAGCCAACGUUACCAGCCUCCACGGAGGAGAACUCCAUUGACAUCUUGACAGCACUGGAUCGAGACGGCUUUGUCUUGGAGCGUGCCGACUUGAAGACGCGAUGGCCGAAACAUAUGGAUGAAUUCACUUGUCUGGAUGAGUCGACUGGGCAGAUCCGCGUUUGUCUCACGCACGAUGGGCGCAUCAGACCUGUCAAUGAAGACGACAAUGGUGUCUUGCAGUCGAUACUUCAGAUGGUGGAACAGAAAGUUCACUCGAACUACUUACCAGAUCGACCGCGGGUCCAUGAAGCUCUGCAAGCAGGUCAUCAAGUACUUGACCUUCAAGUUCCAGGAACCAAUCUCUCCGAGCAGUUGACCUUUGUCAGUGGUGAGAAACUGCUGCUGCGCGUAUUUUCGGAGGACACCCCGGCGGCUGAGCCUCUGGUGCGGCGCUGCAGUGCGGAGGAAGUGGUGGAGCAUGUGCUGGGCGUGCUCCAGACAGGUGCGGAUUCCGUGAACCUUGUGCUGGGUUACGAGAUGCUUCAGUUGCAUUUUGACAAGAUGGACGUUGUUGAGGAGGCGGAUCAUCGCGUGAGGCCCUGGAUCAUCACGCACUAUGCCUGGGGCCCUGUUCGCCCCUUGGCGGAUUUUUCAGCGUAG